Jaminaea rosea is the source of this 2862-nucleotide messenger RNA. RefSeq names its product aldolase. Gene Ontology annotation, biological process: L-leucine catabolic process; ketone body biosynthetic process. Bases 36 to 2813 code for a protein of 925 amino acids. The transcript is spliced from 3 exons. Gene Ontology annotation, molecular function: hydroxymethylglutaryl-CoA lyase activity; oxidoreductase activity. The record is from RefSeq and is a predicted model, not a curated record. NCBI's taxonomy places the organism in Eukaryota, Fungi, Basidiomycota, Exobasidiomycetes, Microstromatales.
GUCCAACACUACCAUCUCGCACGUAGCAGCUCAUCAUGUCCGGUCUGCUGGGAAGAGGCGCCGGCUUAGCUGCCCAGCGCAGCUGGAGCAGAACAACAUCGUCACCUGCGCUCCCACGCCGUUGCCUAGCCGUAGCCUCGCCCGGCUCCCUCCCCGGCGCAGCGCAGCAAGAAGUCGAUGGCCCCUUUGUCAAGAUCGUAGAGGUGUCGCCGCGUGAUGGUCUGCAGAACGAGAAAGCGGCUGUGAGCGUCGAGACAAAGGUGGAGCUCAUCCGUCGCUUGCAGGAUGCGGGUGUCUGCGCUAUUGAGGCGGGCAGCUUCGUGAGCCCCAAGUGGGUGCCGCAGAUGGCAGACACGGCUCGCGUCCUCACCUCCAUGCCUCUCAAGUCCGGCAUAUCGUACCCCGUUCUCGUCCCAAAUGCCCGCGGGCUGGACGACCUCCUCUCACUGUUGGACUCGCACCCGAACCAGCCCCUCACCGACGAGAUCGCAAUCUUCACCGCCGCAACAGAGUCCUUCACCCGCAAGAACACCAACGUCUCCAUCACCGAGUCCCUCGACCGCUUGUCCGCUGUAACGCAGAAGGCGAAAGCCAAAGGCCUCAAAGUACGCGGCUACAUCAGCGUCGUUGCUGGCUGCCCUUACGAGGGGGCGGUGGAUGCGAAAGUGGUUGGGGACAUCUCGAACAAGCUGUUUCAAAUGGGAUGCUACGAAGUUUCACUGGGAGACACGGUCGGCGUGGGCAACCCGAGCUCGAUGCUGUCCGUCCUCAACGAGUGCGCCCGCUUCAAUCCGCCGGACUUCUUUGCUGCUCAUUGUCACGACACAUUCGGCACUGGUCUCGCAAAUGUGCUGGCCAUGGUCGGAGCCGGAGUGCGGGUGGUUGACACGGCUGUUGGCGGGCUGGGUGGAUGCCCAUACUCACCGGGUGCGACGGGCAACAUCGAUACAGAGAGUGUCGUAUAUGCGCUGCAUAGCGAAGGAUUCAACACAGGCAUCGAUCUAGUCAAGGCGGCAGAGGCGGGGGAGUGGAUCGCUCAGGCUGUUGGCAAGGGCACCAACAGCUCGGCGGGCAGGGCGCUGCUUGCAAGGCAGAGGAUGGCGGGGAAGCAGCAGGCGCGGGGGUACCACACUCGAACGGGCAGGGCAGCCUCGAGCCCUGCGGAAGGGAUACGCUCUGCCUCCUCCUCGUCAAGAAGAGACGCAUCAGCCGUGACGCACAACCAGCCAGGUCCGACACCCCCACCACCCACCAUCCCCGCGGACUCAUCGCCUCCGCAAGUCCUGCGUCAUCCCAGCGUUCCAGAUCUGGAGAUAGCCCUGCAUCCGACCUCUAUCUCCAUUACCUGCCCCUCACACUCCAUCAACGAAGCCUUCGAGCUCGACCACACGUGGUUGCGUGACGUGUGCCCGGAGGUGGGCUCGUCCAUUCAGGCUGGGACGGGACAGAAGUUGUUCGGGACUACGGACGUGCCGCUGGCCGAGAAUGGAGCAGGUCUGCUGGACCCUGAGCACCCACCGCGAUUUGAGCAGGGAGCAAAUGAGGAGCCGGUUCUGGUCCUGACCUACUCAACAUCAGCACCAGUCCUCAACGCCUUCUCCACUACCUUCUCUCCUUCCCCGCCUCAACCACCAAAGGAGGCCCACGUCUCUCGUGUCCCUUUGCGCACUCUCCUCCUCCAUGCCAGUGAGACCCUCUACCGCAGCGAGUGGCAUCUCGAUCCCGCAGGUGUAGCAGAGCCCUGGGUCGCUGCAGACUUGACCAAGCUGCCUGCCGGCAAGAAAGGAGAGAAGCCCUCUGCGGCAGGGGAGGUACAACCAACGAAGCUGGACGAGGGGCUGGCUCAGUCUAGACCAGCAAUGGUAGACUAUGGCGCCCUCCACCCGCAAGCUCCGCAGGCGCGGCAGGCUCUUUGGAGUCUAGCAAACUCGCUCGUUAGAGACGGCCUCACCUUUGUGCGUGGCUUGCCCACAGACGUCAAGAGCGGCACCUCACUCGAGGGUGAGCGUGUGCCCGAGCUGGCGAAGCUGGCGGAUAUGCUCGGAGAGGUGCGCAACACCUUCUACGGCCCUCUCUGGGAUGUCAGGAGCUUGCCUGCGAAGGAAAGCAGGAAUAUUGCGUACACGAAUGUGGAUUUGGGGUUGCACAUGGACCUCCUCUACUUCCAAAAUCCUCCCCGUUUCCAGUUCCUUCACAUGCUCCGAAACGAUGUGCUCGGCGGCUCAUCAAUCUUCGUCGAUUCCUUCGCCAUAGCUGCGCGCAUCCACGCCGAGUCACCGGAGACGUUCCACCUUCUUACACAGGUGCCCAUCGCAUACCAAUACGACAAUGACGGCAAUUACUAUCGGUACACGCACCCGCUCUUUGAGCUGAGCAGUGCAGGAGGGCAAGGGCACGAGGGUCCGCCGUUGCAUGCUGCGAAUGGGGCAAAGGGGAAUGGGAUGCCUAGACUGGUGGCGGUCAACUACUCGCCCCCCUUCCAGGCUCCGCUACCUCUCGUCGCACACCCGCUGUUGCGCGAUCCUACGACACGCGCCCGCUUCUACUCCGGGCUCAAGCGAUUCGCCGACCUGACGCUCCUCCCGGAGUUCAGGGUGGAGCGUCAGCUCGAAGAGGGGGAGGUGGUCCUCUUUGACAACCGUAGAGUCUUGCACAGCAGGAAGGGAUUCGAGUUUACGGAGACGGGAGGUGAAGGGGAGGAAAAGUACAAGAGAUGGCUGAAGGGUUGCUACGUUGAUGGUGAUGCGAUUUGGAGUCGGUGGAGGGUCGUUGAGAGGGAGAGGAGGGCAAGACUACAGCAAGAAAAGAAGUAGAUAGCCUACUGUACUGCACCUAUGCAACUCAGUCAGGCCUUCGAUGCUG